Messenger RNA from Silurus meridionalis, 5931 nucleotides. RefSeq names its product LMBR1 domain containing 2b (gene lmbrd2b). Gene Ontology annotation, cellular component: membrane. NCBI's taxonomy places the organism in Eukaryota, Metazoa, Chordata, Actinopteri, Siluriformes, Siluridae. Bases 297 to 2393 code for a protein of 698 amino acids. The record is from RefSeq and is a predicted model, not a curated record. Gene Ontology annotation, biological process: adrenergic receptor signaling pathway. The transcript has 18 exons.
GAAGAGCGCGCAGGAUGUGGGCGGGGCCCGCGUUACCCACUCCGCUCAUGCGUAAUGACGUAGCUACGUAGCUAUAGCACACAGCUUCUCGGGAUACUGGUCUCUGCCUGGAUGACGUUUGAGGGUUUUGUCGACAACACCAUGAUGACUUUAAUUAAAAUAGACUUGUUGUUGAAAGCAGUGUCAUCCAUCAUCCGGGACUAGGAGCCGAUAUUAGCGUUUUUCAACACCGUAUUUAUCUCAUCACAGCAGAGUUUUAUUUCCCAGGGGUCUGCUGUACAGGGUAGAGGAGCAGAAUGAGUGGGGCGGCACUGGCCAUCGAGAUUGUGGUUGUAUUCUUUCUGGCUCUUUUCCUCCUGCAUCGGUAUGGAGACUUUAAGAAGCAGCAGCGUAUGGUCCUGUUCAGCACCCUCCUCGCCUGGUAUCUGUGCUUUCUCAUCGUCUUCAUCCUCCCUCUGGACGUCAGCACGACAAUAUACAGACAGUGUGUAAGCAGCCAUCAGGCACCCACCCAAAGACCUCCGAUCUCCAACCAGACGACAGGAAAUGCAAGUGUUGCACCCACUAUUAGCACUGCGACGGUGUGCCACAAGCCAUGGAGCUACAUUCCUGAUGGGAUCAUGCCCGUCUUCUGGAGGGUUGUAUACUGGACUUCACAAUGUCUUACAUGGCUUCUUCUGCCCUUUAUGCAGUCGUACGCCCGCUCAGGAGGCUUCUCCAUCACCGGCAAAAUAAAGACCGCUCUCAUCGAGAAUGCCAUCUACUACGGCACCUACCUGUUUAUAUUCGGUUCCCUGCUCAUCUACGUCGCUGUACAUCCUCAGUGGAGUCUGUCCUGGUACGAGCUGCAGACGAUCGGCAUCACGGCAGCCAACACAUGGGGUCUGUUCCUGCUGGUGCUGCUGAUGGGCUACGGGCUGGUGGAAAUCCCACGCUCUUACUGGGAAGCUUCCAAACAAGGACACCUGCUUAUCAAGACUUACUUCAAAGCAGCCAAGCUGAUGACUGAGAAAGCAGACGCAGAGGAGAACCUGGAAGAUGUCAUGGAGGAAGUGAGGAAGGUCAACGAGUCUAUCAAGUACAACCAUCCGUUCAGGAAGUACGUUGAUACGAUUCUUAGAAAGUGCCCUGUUGAAUAUCAGGAGAAGAUGGGCAGGAAUAUGGACGACUAUGAGGAUUUUGAUGAUAAACAGAACACAUAUCCCAGUGAAAGGAGCUUGGUGAAGCUUCACAAGCAGGCGAUUUACGCUGUGCAGAGACACAAUCGUACCCAGGUCCAGUGGCAGAUUCUUCUUGAUCAAGCGUUUCACCUGGAAGAUGUGGCGAAAAAUGAGACUAGCUCAUCUCACCAGUUUGUCCACAGCUUUGCUCCAACAGAACCUACAAGUUGGUUCACCCGCUACAUCUACACACCUACUGUAGAGUGGUAUUGGGAAUGUUUCCUGAAGCAGUGGUUUUAUCGAGUGUUGGCUGUGGUCCUGUCCCUUUUCUCCGUGGCUGUGGUCUGGUCUGAAUGCACCUUUUUCAGCACCCGUCCUGUCCUCUCUCUCUUUGCCGUGUUUAUACAGCUCGCAGAACGCGAUUAUAAUUAUUUGUACAUUGAGAUGGCAUGUUUCAUCACAAUCUUCUUUCUGUGCACCUGCGUGUACUCCACUGUGUUUCGAAUCCGUGUCUUCAACUACUACUACCUGGCCACACACCAUCAGACUGACGCCUACAGCCUUCAGUUCAGCGGCAUGCUUUUUUGCCGCUUGACUCCACCCCUGUGCCUCAACUUCCUUGGCUUGAUUCACAUGGACUCUGCUAUCUCUCACCAGGCUAAAGAACAGACAGCUUACACUUCAAUCAUGGGCUCAAUGCGUGUCCUAUCUUUUAUCGCCAAUGGAUUUUACAUCUACUAUCCCAUGCUGAUCGUCAUCCUCUGCAUUGCCACAUACUUCAGCCUUGGUACUCGCUGCCUGAACCUUCUGGGCUUCCAACAGUUUAUGGGAGAUAACGAGCUGACCUCGGACCUGAUCGAUGAGGGCAGGGAGUUACUGCGCAGAGAGAGAAGAAAACGCCAGAGGAUAGAGGACGGCGAGAACAGAAGAAGAGAGUGGCGAGAGCGCUACAGCCAUCAGAGAGAUGAAACCGGAGCCAGAAACAGGGCCCCCGCUUCCGAAAUGAAGGAAACCAAUUACUCUGACACGCUCAGCUCCAGCAGACAGGCUAAAUACUCUCGGGGUAGAGGAAUUCGCUCAGAGAGAGAUCACAUAGAGCUCCUGCAGGAUGCCGAGCCUAUGGACUUCAACGCAGAAACAGCCAGUGACGACCCCCUGGAGAGCAACAGGCACGUAGGAGGACGCUACCUCUCCAUGUCCACAUCCCAGAGCAGAAUUUUUGAUGAUGUGUAACCACCUUUUGCCUGGAGUAAAGUGCAGAAAGUGGGGCUGGAUUUAUCUUCUGCUAAAUUCCAACCUCGCGUAAGGAGACAUUAUUGGAUGUUGCGUCCUUCAUGAUUGUACAAUGUUACAUUACGCUGAGAAUGCACAACAUAACGGGUACUCAUGUUGUAACCCUGAAUGAAAAGUAUAUCCUUCUAUUCCUUUGUUCCUUUGUUGACUUCCCCUGUCCUUCCCCUUGAAAGAAUGUUAAACAAUCCUUCUAUUAAUUAUUUAUUAUUAUAUAUGGAGAAGGAAAUUGUUCAGAAAGCAUUGCAAUCUGACCUUUUCAGCGAAGAGAAAAAGUUGUCAGAGGAAUGUGGUUAUAUACAAUUUAACCAGUAGCAACCUAAAACGUCAAUAUUUCAUAUUUGUUACCACAGGCAAGUUAGCUUGUUAGCUACUGUAGUUCUCUGUGUAUAUAGUUCAAAGUGCAAAUAGCCACAGAAAAGUCAUACAGUCGCAUAAAGGUUUGAUUUGUUAUCUAUUAGUGCAGAAUGAAUAGCUGUGUAAUGAUGUUACUGUAUAUGUGUUCAUAGUUCAUGAAUCAAAGCAGAUUUGAUUAUCUUUGGCUCCUCCUGGGUGGUGGGUGUUUUAGAUGUCAUAGUGGGUAUAGCUAGCGGGUGGGAAUGUGCAAAUGAUCAAAUCAUGGAGAAAAUGUGGGAAUACUAAUACUGUGGCGCUACGGUGUUCAUUUUAAUCACCAUGAGCUUUGUAUAAUUUAUUUUUAAUUCUUCACGAACCUCUCAGAGAAGGGAUUUGGAAUGAGGUGGUGAUACACAUGUCCACUCCCUAUAUAUCCUCCUCCCUUUGUGUGGUGUAGGUGUUCGACAUUUCCGAGUCAGCAAAGGCAUUUAAAACAGUAGAAAAAAGUGCUUUAAUUCUCUUAAAUGCUGCAUGUCAAAAAUGGGAUAUUUUUUUUCUUAUUUCUAGUUGUUUGUUUUAACUGGUCAGUUACUGUAUAAACCUGAAUGACCUGCACAUCGAGUCACCCCAGGCAUGGUGCAAUUCAUAUCUACAAGGAUUUAUUUUGCAUUCCUUUUACUGCGAAAUGUCCAGAGCCAUCAUCGACCGUUUAUGAUUUAUAUUAAUGAUUACCGACACUGAAUUGUUCAUGCUGCGACUGGUGUUGCUGUAGCAAAUCCACUUCCAAUAUUCAGCUUGUCAUUUAAUCUGAGAUGCUUCUGCUGCUUACCAGGUUGAAAAGAUCGCAUAUUUAUGUUACCGUAAUAUUUUUGUCAAUUUCUCCUCUGACCUCUCUCAACAACAUGGCAUUACUGCUCACAGAACACUGCUGGGUGUUUUUUGUUUUUCCACACCACUCCAGGACUUUUGUGUGUGAAAAUCCAAGGAGAAUUUUUGACUCACCCACAACCAUGCUAUAAACAUUAAGAUUGCCCCCUGCAUUCUAGUGUGUGAUGUCAACAGUAACUGAAGCUCUUGCCUUGCAUUUGCAUGGUUUUGUAUACAUUAUAUAUAUAUAUAUAUAUUUAUAUAUGGAGUUUGAGAGUGAGAGUGGACCUUUUAAAGAGGAAAGCUUUAUUUAAGGAAAUACAAAACUCUACAAAAUGAAGUACAUAUAAUUUAAUAUUCUGGAACGGUUUACUUAAAACCUGCAUAAGCCUGUGAAAGGUGCACAUACAGUAAUAUAAACCUAAUAUUUAUUCUCAUUAUAUACCAUGCUGAGUGAGGAUGAAUAUAUUUAUUUUUGUGCACAGAGCAGAUGGGCUUGUGGCCAGAGCGAAACUCCUAAAUUAACUUUGCCAGGUGCAGAGUACAUUAUUAGGUUUUGUGUGUGUGUGUGUGUCUGUGUGUCUGUGUGUCUGUGUGUCUGUGUGUCUGUGUGUCUGUGUGUCUGUGUGUGUGUGUCAGUUUAAAUUGGAAAGACAUUGUUGAAUGAGUUUAUUAAUGAUUAUUUAAUGCCAGUGUUUCAGUUUUUUUUCUUUGAAUAUAAUUGUGAUGUGUAAUGCAGAGUGACAUACUGUAUCUUGUUUGUUUGGUUGGAAGAGUAAAAAAAAAAAAAGUGACCUUAUUUUCUAAAAUGAUGUGUCAGGAAAAAAAAAAAAGAAGGAUUAUGUUUCUUGCCAUUCAUCACUGCACUGCCAUCGUGAAUGCAAGAGAUAUUCACACUACUGUGGCGUUUUCUUUUUAAUAAUACAUGAUGCACUAUAAUUCAUGAUCAGUAGCAUCGUUUUCGGUGUCACAUGUGAAGCUGAUUUAAUUCUUUACUUUUAGUCGCUUGUGUUUUUUUGGUGGUGCUGGUGGUGUCGUCAUCAUCAUUAUUUCCCUGAGGCUUAAUCGUUAAGGAGAGUCAGCAUGAGGAACGAGAGGAUUAUAGAAGUCAUGCACACGCAUGGAUAUUACCUCAAUUUCAUCAAUUGCAUUCAGUGUAAAUAUUCAUCUUUAUCGUGUAAUCUUUCAGGAAGGACUUCUUUUUAAGAUCGUUCAAGAACAUAUAUAUAAAUCCAAAUCAUAUGUAAUAUAUUAAAAAAACAAAAACUAAUAAUGUGUUCUCACUGCAGUCAAAUUCAUUUCUUUUUUUUAAAUUUCAUUCUUUAAAGGAGUAGUUCAGUCUAAACAUACAGUUUCAAACAAGUUUCCUUUUUAAUUAAAUGUAUGAUGCGAAGUUUUGUGCUGCUGGGUUAAAUUCACAUGCAGUCCCCCCGUGUCCUAAACCACAUGUUCACACUAUCAAGUAACAAUCUCUACUAUGUAUGUGCACACCAAAUGACAGUUUAAUUUAGAUUUUCUCCAUUCAAAUCCAAAUCAUUGGCUUAACCAGUUCCUUGGAACAAUCCUACAGAGCAUGUGGUCCGAUGUUUCUUUAAUUCCCCACUCACAAAUUUACUUCCUACUCGCAAUUUACUCCUAUGUUUCCCUGAAAUGGACAACAAAACCACGAUUUCAUCGUAGCCUGUCAUAUACAAACAAUCCUUAAAUAUAUACAAGAAAUAAUAAUAUCAUAUUGGCUACAUUUUUUUGAGGAAUUGAACAAAAAGCACUAGAAGUCGCUUUCUAUUUUAAACAUACUACUGAGUUUUAUAAAUGAAUUUGUUUCAUUAUAAAAUUGAGUGCAUUUUCGGUGCAGUAUCUGUUGCCCUCCAGGUCAAUGAUUUCUACUCAAAAAAUAUACCUAAAGAUUGAUGUUCUACAGCUGAUUAUCAGUGUUGUAAUAAGCAUGACUUGUUUAAAACAGUUUUUGAUUGUUUUUACUCGACUGCUCCUUUAACUCUUAAAACUGUAUCACAAUAUAUUUAUGGACAUGAUUAUUGGUUUUGGUUUACAGAAUCAAUAACUGUGAUAAUUUCAGUGUUUGAUUUCGGGUGCAGUGUGAACUGAAGGCCACACUUUGCUUGUAAUGCUGGAUUGGUGUGAUUUUGUUAUCUGCUGUUGAUUCUCAGUGUUUUUUAGUAGUUUUGCACUCCAUAGAUAAAAUACACUUAGUGUAAUAGACUGGAUUGAUAGUAAUCAAAUUGCCAAUGAAAGCUCAAAUAAAAUCUCAUUAUCUGUA